AUGAGCGAAACUCGGGAUUCUACUCUUUGCUUUCGUAAUGCGCGAGAGUUAAAUACAAAAGAAGAGUAUGGGGAGUCAAGCUCUGUGGAUUUUGAACGAAACACAUGUUUUGAAAUCGCCCCGGACUACAACAGAAGAGUCGAGCGAGUCUGUAGAUCAGAGAAAUUUGGCUGUGAGAAAGAUCUAGAUUCUAACAGUGAAAAAAUUACCGAUCCAAUAAGUGACUCGAUAGAAACUGACAACAUAAAUGAGAAUUUUACAAAUACACAUGAUGAUAGAAUGUGUAGAAUAUGUUUUGCUGGACCUGAAGAGGAAGAUAAUCUUGGACGUUUAAUUUCACCGUGUUUGUGUAAAGGAACUAUGAGG
Molecule: messenger RNA, 366 nt
Organism: Acaulospora colombiana
Lineage: Eukaryota; Fungi; Glomeromycota; Glomeromycetes; Diversisporales; Acaulosporaceae
Source: the annotation of a GenBank genome assembly